UGUAGGACCUUGUCCCGUUGAGAAAAUUGUCUUUGAUUAGAAGUUAUUCCGAUGAUUAUUCCGGUGCGUUGUUUCACUUGUGGCAAGGUCAUUGGAAACAAAUAUGAACAGUAUGUGAAAUUACUUAACGACAAAGACUAUACCGAGUGCCAAGCCUUGGACGAGUUGGGACUGAAGCGAUAUUGCUGUAGGAGAAUGCUUCUAACCCAUGUAGACCUCAUAGAAAAGCUUCUUGCAUAUAACAUUGCUGACAGAAUGGCUGGAAUGUCUUGAACAACUUGUGAGAGUGCGACUUGCUAUUUUAUACGAAACUUUUUGUUCCCCAACAGCAACCUCAUUUCUAUGUGUAGUUGACAUAAAAACGGCUCCAAGGUUGCUCUGCAUGAUCUACAAUACUUAAAAUAGCGCGCGAGAAGCAUUGUAAGGUCCGCUGGUAGAGCUUAUUUUAGCGUGACUGAGUCGCGACAGUUGCCAUAGCUGGGACACUGUGCUUUUCGCCUUCACGCCCUUUUGACACAGAAGAAACUGCCCUACUUGGCUAGUUUAAAUAUGCCAAGGGUUUCAUUCGCUUGGAAUGAAUAGUUCCAAACAAGCGCUAACACGCUACAAAGCAAGUUUCUCCCACUCACUGUGUUGGGAGUCGAGUUUUCCAAGGAACAAGUCUCCAAUCCAUAGAUCAGUAGAAAUGUGAUGUGCACUGUUUAUGUAGAUUCUAAAGUUGGCUUUGCAUAGCUUUGAAGAACCUAAAGAGAGACUUAUCUAGUUAUUAUCUUCCACUGAGUCGCUUUGCUCGAGAGAAAAAUGACGAUUGUCAUAGAAAACUGGACAUCGGAUGCGAGUGUCUUCUAUCCUUUAGUACUCUUUGAAGGAAGGUUUGGACGUUAUUUAAGAAAUAGCAAACUCAUGUA
Galdieria sulphuraria is the source of this 908-nucleotide messenger RNA. Its product is annotated as DNA-directed RNA Polymerase II subunit L. The transcript has 2 exons. Gene Ontology annotation, cellular component: RNA polymerase I complex; RNA polymerase III complex; RNA polymerase II, core complex. Gene Ontology annotation, molecular function: DNA binding; zinc ion binding; DNA-directed RNA polymerase activity. Bases 52 to 273 code for a protein of 73 amino acids. NCBI's taxonomy places the organism in Eukaryota, Rhodophyta, Bangiophyceae, Galdieriales, Galdieriaceae. The record is from RefSeq and is a predicted model, not a curated record. Gene Ontology annotation, biological process: transcription by RNA polymerase I; transcription by RNA polymerase II; tRNA transcription by RNA polymerase III.